Messenger RNA from Marchantia polymorpha subsp. ruderalis, 1095 nucleotides. The record is from the annotation of a GenBank genome assembly. Lineage: Eukaryota; Viridiplantae; Streptophyta; Marchantiopsida; Marchantiales; Marchantiaceae.
GAGUUCUUCAAGUUGGGUCAGGGUUUUGUUCGGACUUGGGCCAUCUUGGAUUGAUCCUCCGUUCGAUGCCUCCAUCCGUAAUUAGAGCCUCCUGCGGCAGGAACAGCUUUUGCCUCCAUUUGUCAUAACAGCGUCCAGCAGUAGGAGCAGCUCUUUCCUCCUUUGUUUCGUUCGAAGAAUUUGCCACCUAUGUCGUUUCUCGCAUUAGCUUUGCGGUGCGGUAGUGGACCUGGAAGGUAGACUCCUCGGUACUGAUUCACAUGGUGUAGCGAAAUUCCACAAUUUAAAUAUCUGAAGAGACGAAGAGACAAAGAAGAUUUAAGGAAGUUCCGGGAAUUUUCACACUUUGAUACCAGUAGACCAGAUUGUCGGAUCACCGUGACCUGCAGCCAUGAGUACUAUGAAAUUUUGCCGGGAGUGUAACAACAUUUUGUACCCCCGUGAGGAUCGAGAUAAGAAAAUCCUUCUGUACGCCUGUCGAAACUGCGAUCAUCAGGAAGUAGCAGACAAUAACUGUGUCUAUCGCAACGAAGUGCUUCACAGUGCCGAUGAACGCACUCAGGUUCUUCAAGAUGUCGCAUCGGAUCCAACCCUUCCUAGAACCAAAUCAGUAAGAUGCGCGAACUGUAAGCAUGGGGAGGCAGUCUUUUUCCAGGCAACCUCGAGAGGAGAGGAAGGUAUGACGUUGUUUUUUGUAUGCUGCAAUCCUAAUUGUGGACAUCGAUGGCGAGAUUGAGAUUCGAAGAAGUUGACAAUCCUCUUCGCAUCCUCUUUUAUGAAAAUUUUAGACCAAUUUGGUGUGGUCUAGGUCAUGCGUUGGGAUGGUAGAUGUCACCACCAUGAGGAAAUUCACAGUGUUAGAUUAUAGAAGUGGGGACCCUGAACUCCUCGCAGAAUUCUCAGACUUGGAAAAGCCCCUUGCGGUUGUGCAAGAAGUGCCAAUCUAGACUAAAGAACUUUGUAGAGUCAUUAUCACUCUUCUUGGUUUUAGGGGUUGAAGUGGUAGAACAAUGUGAGGUGGAUGGGUUCGGACGGCGUCUUUGUCAGUAUCUCAAUUGUCAUGAAACCGUUUUCUUAAGAGAAGAUGUUCACCAA